Molecule: messenger RNA, 1673 nt
Organism: Dichomitus squalens LYAD-421 SS1
Lineage: Eukaryota; Fungi; Basidiomycota; Agaricomycetes; Polyporales; Polyporaceae
Exons: 4
Coding region: 4-1311 (435 amino acids)
Molecular function (GO): coenzyme A diphosphatase activity
Source: RefSeq, a predicted model, not a curated record
GUCAUGCCCCUGCUCUCCAGGGCACUCCACCGCAUCCGCUCUACUCCCCCGCGGAUUAUCGCCUCCCCCGCUACCCAGCCCCGACGUGCUGCUGUAGCAAUUAUCAUCCGCGUGACACCCCCGCCCUCCUACAUAUUCCCCACACAACCCUCCACGGAGGGUGGUACACCCGCCAACGUCCCCGCACCAUCUCUCACAGAAUUCUUCCAGCUUGACUGGGUCAAUGCUCCUGGUGCGCGGCCUGAGAUACUCUUUCUCCGCCGGGACAAGCCCGACCCCACCGCCGACAGCGGUCGCAUGAGUGGCAGCGGACCAAAUACGCGCGAGGCGCACGUCGCGUUCCCGGGUGGCAAGACUGAUGAGGGCGACGAGGGCGGUCUCUACACUGCUAUGCGGCAGACAUGGGAAGAAAUCGGCCUUGACCUUGCAGAAUCGUUCUAUACGCCUAUUGGCCAGCUCGACGACCGCGAGAUCACGACUUCCCUGGGGAAGCGUCUCCUGAUGAUUCUUUCGCCCUUCGUAUUCCUCCAAUUGUCCCCACAGACAACACCAGUGGACCCGUCACCCGGCACCACCCUUCAUUGGGUGCCGCUGGGCGCUCUAUUGCCUCGUCCGGUCGGUGAUGGUCCGCGCUGGUCCACUGUCUCCGUAGACGCGUCUUCGCGGUUGGCACCGCGGCACUCGCCCAUCCUCCGGUUACUGGUUCGCCUUCUCGUUGGCAGCAUGAAAUUCCCCGCUAUUCUCAUCCCUACAAGCACGACGACUUCUUCCUAUGCCGAUGUGGCUGACGAGAAGGCCAUUGACGCGAAGCGGGCGCAACUGGAAGGGAACGGACCGGCGCCGAUGAAACGGCAACACUCCUUCCGUUCUCGGCAUGGACAUGAGAACGAGACUCUGAAGCUCUGGGGUCUAUCUCUGGGCAUGACGCUCGAUUUGCUCGCACACAUGGCUCCCCCUGGAACGCGUCGUGGGGGCGCUGGUUCGCUACUCUUGCCACCGGACGCCGAUGCCGAGCUAUUGAGGGUACCGGUGAUGGCCCCGAGCUUGGCGAGCGUUUUCCCUCGCUUUGGGUAUCCCGACGUAAACUUUUGGAUCUGGGUAUUUGGCAAGAGAUACCGGGCUGUGAUCAGAGGGUGGGAAGCGAGCGUACUUUCGGGUGGAACGAAUGACCGGAGAAUUAACUGGACUGGUUCCGCUCUUACCACAUUCUACGCCGCGGUGCGCAAAGCCCUCGUGGUCGUCAUUAUUGUGCGUGCCAUCUGGGUGCUUUUGGGUCUAUUUUUGGGUGGCUGGCUGCUGUUCAUGCGGUAGUCACCCCUUCCUUCGGGAGCCUAUCCUUGUCAUCUAUCUGCCUCACCGCUCCUUCUCAGGGCAUCGUCUUUCGAGCCCUCCUACAUAUACGCCUCAUGGAUGUAGAUAUUGUACGAUGGUUCCCCCUCGUGUUGUUUCAUCCCCACUAUCAACAGUGGAGCACUGUCUCCUAUGUCUUUCACACGUCUCUUCUACCUAUCAUUAUACUGGGAACUCUGCAUACACGCUCUUCUGAUCUCGCUGCAAUAUGGGCUGUGGAUUGUUGGACUGGACUGUUCUUUGACACAGACACGUCUAGUACCUGUACGCAUAGAAGAAAAUUCGGAGUUACUUACUCUCUGUUUUGAAUGACACGACCUUUC